Molecule: messenger RNA, 1554 nt
Organism: Aspergillus nidulans FGSC A4
Lineage: Eukaryota; Fungi; Ascomycota; Eurotiomycetes; Eurotiales; Aspergillaceae
Product: protein cysA
Exons: 1
Coding region: 1-1554 (517 amino acids)
Biological process (GO): L-cysteine biosynthetic process
Cellular component (GO): mitochondrion
Molecular function (GO): L-serine O-succinyltransferase activity; acyltransferase activity, transferring groups other than amino-acyl groups
Source: RefSeq, a predicted model, not a curated record
AUGAGUCCGCUGAACGGCGUCGCUCGUUCCUUUCCGCGGCCCUUCCAGGCCGUGACCAGGCGGCCUUUUCGAGUUGUCCAGCCGGCCAUCGCCUGUCCGUCCAACAGCCGGUCGUUUAACCAUUCUCGAUCAUUACGAUCAACGGGGUCUCAGUCCCCCGCUCCAUCCCCACGCGACUCCUCGAAUCCCGCGCUGUCCUUCCCUUGCCUCGACGCCCAGGAGGCCAAGUCCGCUCUUCUUUCCGCGCGAUCUCUUGGUUCAGGCCCUGAACCCUCCUAUACCGCCGGCCACCACGAACGAUUCCAUUCCGACGAACCGCUGCUCCUUGAUUGGGGCGGUUUGCUUCCAGAAUUUGAUAUCGCAUAUGAGACAUGGGGCCAGCUGAACGAGAAGAAGGAUAAUGUCAUUCUGCUGCAUACCGGUCUGUCUGCAUCUAGCCAUGCGCACAGCACCGAAGCGAACCCGAAGCCCGGCUGGUGGGAGAAAUUCAUAGGUCCUGGGAAGACGCUAGAUACGGACAAGUACUUUGUGAUCUGCACCAAUGUCCUUGGAGGGUGCUACGGUAGCACGGGGCCCUCGACGGUGGACCCGUCGGAUGGGAAGAAGUAUGCUACGCGGUUUCCCAUCCUGACAAUUGAAGAUAUGGUGCGAGCGCAGUUCCGCCUUUUGGACCAUCUUGGGGUUCGGAAACUCUACGCGUCCGUCGGCUCCAGCAUGGGUGGUAUGCAGAGUCUUGCAGCCGGUGUUCUGUUCCCAGAGCGAGUGGGCAAGAUUGUGUCGAUUAGCGGUUGUGCUCGAAGCCAUCCGUACAGCAUUGCUAUGCGCCAUACCCAGCGGCAGGUGUUGAUGAUGGAUCCAAAUUGGGCUCGAGGUUUCUACUACGAUUCGAUCCCACCUCAUUCAGGCAUGAAGCUCGCUCGCGAGAUUGCCACCGUCACGUACCGCAGCGGACCAGAAUGGGAGAAACGCUUUGGUCGGAAACGGGCUGAUCCGAGCAAACAGCCUGCGCUUUGCCCCGACUUUCUCAUCGAGACGUAUCUCGACCACGCCGGUGAAAAAUUCUGCUUGGAAUACGAUGCCAACAGCCUGCUCUACAUCUCCAAGGCGAUGGAUCUGUUUGACCUAGGGUUGACUCAGCAACUCGCGACGAAGAAGCAGAGGGCGGAGGCCCAGGCGAAGAUUAGCAGCGGAACAAACACUGUCAAUGAUGCGUCGUGCAGCCUUACACUUCCUGAACAGCCAUACCAGGAGCAGCCAUCUGCCUCGACAUCCGCCGAGCAGUCUGCUUCCGCUUCAGAGACCGGGUCGGCUCCGAACGAUCUUGUUGCCGGGCUUGCGCCGCUGAAAGACCAUCAGGUGCUGGUAAUCGGAGUCGCAAGCGACAUUCUCUUCCCGGCGUGGCAACAGCGCGAGAUCGCGGAGACUCUGAUUCAAGCAGGGAACAAGACCGUGGAGCAUAUUGAGCUGGGCAACGACGUGUCUCUCUUUGGUCAUGACACAUUCCUCCUUGAUGUCAAGAACGUCGGAGGCGCAGUUCGCAAGUUCCUGGACUAG